AUGAUCUUGAGCAUUUACGCUAUUGAUUUUUGGAAUAAAGAUUUAAAUCUUGAAACAGUUAAUAAUAAUAAAGAUAAUAUGAAUAGUGGUUUAUCUGUUUCUAAUUGUAUAAGUGAUGCAAUAUUUGAAAUAAAUAGAAACCAAGAAGUUAAUUUAGAUCCAGAGCCUGAACUUUCAUUAGAAAAACUUUAUGGGCUUGUAAA
Molecule: messenger RNA, 203 nt
Organism: Racocetra fulgida
Lineage: Eukaryota; Fungi; Glomeromycota; Glomeromycetes; Diversisporales; Gigasporaceae
Source: the annotation of a GenBank genome assembly